This is a messenger RNA of Tigriopus californicus, 2036 nucleotides long. RefSeq names its product putative ferric-chelate reductase 1 homolog. The record is from RefSeq and is a predicted model, not a curated record. The coding region runs from base 104 to 1849 and encodes 581 amino acids. Gene Ontology annotation, molecular function: oxidoreductase activity, acting on metal ions. NCBI's taxonomy places the organism in Eukaryota, Metazoa, Arthropoda, Copepoda, Harpacticoida, Harpacticidae. The transcript is spliced from 2 exons.
UGCGAGAAUCCAUUGCAGUUCCGAUGCUCAGGCUUUAUCGUGUGACGGCGUUGAGGGAUCAGCAACCACCCAUACUAGCCCAGAAGACAAGACCGCAGUCACCAUGGAGUGGAGUCAUCCCAACUUUGAUUCCGGAGAGAGCAAGUCCGUCACAUUUCUUUAUUCAGUGGUUAAAACUUUUGACACUUACUGGGCCAACGAAGCAAUUGCCCAAGCUUUGACGGUAACUUCUAAUGUGGCCACAGAGAGCACAGCAAGCAAACCAGACCCUGAGACCUUGGAGAGCACAGCAAGCAAACCAGACCCUGAGACCUUGGAGACCACUGAGGAAAAAGCCGAGACAAGUGCAGCGCCCAAAGUUGCUGCAGAAGAAGAAACCAAAAGUGGGCCGGAGGUUGUGGCUGAGGCUGAAAGUGAACCUGAAAGAAAAGCUGAGGCCGAGAGUGAGCCAGAAGUGAAAGCGGAAGAGUCCCGUUCGCCGGAAGGAGCAGCCAAAUUGAAUCAGAACGAGUGUGGAAGCAACAAGGGUUGUUUUGGGAUGCCUGCAAAUUGUGAAGAGGCUGGCAACUGCAAGGUCAUGCUUACAUAUGCUCCUGCGGCGGAUAACAACUUCCGCUUGGAGUUGCAAGGUCGCUCAAUUGGAUCUGGUGAUUACAUGUCUUGCGGGUUGUCGUUAGAUGAUUCGAUGGGCGGUGACCUGGUUUUGGCUUGCUUGGGAGGCACGAGCCUGAAAGCAUUUUGGAACAAGAACAACGCAAAGUCCAAUGUUGAAGGAGUGACGGGAGUUGAGUUUCUCAAUCCCAGCUUUUCCAGCGAAAACGGCCUCACCAAGUGUUCGUUCGAAAUGAACCCAAAAAUUAACGCCAAAUUGGACGCCGCUCUGAAUGAGCCAAAUUUUAAUUUAGAUUUGGCCGCGUCCAACUUCCACGUGCUUCUGGCAGAAGGGGCCGUGUCAAGUUCUAAACUCACCUAUCACACCACCAAAGUAGCUUCUUCUCAACCCGUGGAUUUUCAGAGCGUGUCAAAGGUGGCUGGCAGUACUGAUGUCCUCAUCCGGGUGCAUGGAAUCCUUAUGGUUCUCGCCUGGAUGGCCUGUGCCUCGUCCGGGAUGUUCAUGGCCCGAUAUUUCAAAGAAACUUGGAAAGGCAAACAAUUCUGUUCCAAGGACAUCUGGUUCCGAUUCCAUCAGCUCCUCAUGGGCUUGACGGUAAUCCUGACCUUGAUAGCCAUCAUUAUCAUCUUCAUCGAUCGGGGUACAGCGCCGUUCGGGACAGAGGCAAUCAAAGAGAACGCCCACCCAAUUUUAGGCAUAAUAACAUUCGUCCUCUCUCUGAUUCAACCACUCAUGGCCGCUGUGAGACCCCACCCACAAGACACCUAUCGUUGGGUAUUCAAUUGGGCUCAUUGGGGAUGUGGCAACAUAGCUUGGUUGCUUGCUAUCGUGGCCAUCUUUCUAGCCGCGGAUCUUGGCGCGGCCAAUUUCAUCCCCACCUCGAAAUUCUAUUGGCAAAUCGGAGCUUUUGUAGUCGUACACUUUUGCCUCCAUCUCUUGAUGACAUUCCAGAGGUGUUGGGCCAUGAAGGACACGGAGGUGCAGGAUAUCUCCCAUGGUACCCCUCUCUCUCAAUAUGGGAGCACGCAAGUGUUUCAAAACGAGAUUCAGAGCAAGCAGAAUGACCUUCGCGGCUCAGCUUUGAGGAUCACCCUUCUCAUCAUUUACUUGGCAUUCGUUUGGGUUCUGUCAGUUCAUUUGAUGGUGGCACUAGGUCUAGGUGAGACUGGUCGAGAUUACUGGGUUAAUGGCGAAUCAGCAGCCGAAGGCGAGGCCGAAGGCGAGGCCGAAAGUUAAGCGCCGAAUCUUAGUUUGAUGUUAGAUAUUUUCUUCAAUACUGCGACCUGCAAAUUAUUUGUUCGUGACUCGAGCUUUCUCUAAAAAUACAGAUAUGUAUUAAUUGAUAUCAUGCCCCCUUCUCUACCCCAUCAGUUCUAAUGUCCAAAGCUUCAAAGAUGCAGACAAUAUACGAUUUUUUUUUGAA